UUUAACGACAAUGACCCCCCAGAGGUCCCCAGACAAUCAACGAACUUCCACGAAUACUCCGUGCCCUUCCAAUUCAAGAAUAUACUUUACAUUGACGCAAUAUAAACUCAGCACUGAAGCACCGGGACUCCCUGUGCCAUCAUUCCAAUCACAACUUCCACCAGCACCAUGUCGGAACCUCUCCCUCCGAAUGCUCACGUCUCCUCCCAUCCAUGCCUCCAAGCGAAGCUCUCCCAGCUCCGUUCACAAAGCACAAGUGCCAAGGACACGAAGACCUUGAUCCACGAGAUUGCCGUCAUCGUAGGAUGCGAGGCUCUCGCCCACGGGCUGUCGACCAAGGAGACAGGGACUGAUACCUCCGCCUUGGGUUACGAAUACACAACCCAGACCAUCUCCCCCUCGCACAUCUCCCUGGUUCCUAUCCUCCGCUCCGGGCUCGGCAUGGUCGACGCGCUGGAAUCCCUCCUGCCCAACCCCGUGCCCGUCCACCACCUCGGCCUCUACCGCGAGAAAGCCACGUUGCAGCCGGUGGAGUACUACAACAACCUGCCGUAUCACCGCCCGUCGACGACGAAGCCCGGCCCGUCCGAGCUGGCGAUCGUGAUCGAUCCAGUCAUCGCGACCGGGCAGACCAUGUGUGCGGCCAUCGACACGUUGCAGGAGUGGGGGGUGAAGAGGAUUAUUGCGAUUGGGGUGUUGGCGAGUGAGGGAGGGUUGAGGAAGGCGGCGACGAGGUGGAGUGAGGGGGUGGAGGUGUGGGUUGGGGGGUGUGAUGCGGAGACGGAUGGGAAGGGGUUUAUUAAGCCGGGCUUGGGGGACGUGGGUGAUCGGUUGUUUAGCACGAUUGGGAAAUGAGUUGAAGUAGACAGCGAUGGUCUGUGAAAGAGAAGAACAUAUUAGAAGGCGGAUCUGGAGUUUCUAAGGCAACCCAUGGUCCGUGUCACACUCAGAUGGCCUGGUUGAAUUUUUGACCGUUAGAGGAUGGAUUGAAUGAAUCCCUCUGUUACUGAUGAUAUCCGUUCUCGAUGCUCACUCCGGCCUUCUUGGG
Molecule: messenger RNA, 1048 nt
Organism: Eremomyces bilateralis CBS 781.70
Lineage: Eukaryota; Fungi; Ascomycota; Dothideomycetes; Eremomycetales; Eremomycetaceae
Product: putative uracil phosphoribosyltransferase urg2
Exons: 3
Coding region: 169-855 (228 amino acids)
Source: RefSeq, a predicted model, not a curated record